Neodiprion virginianus is the source of this 9589-nucleotide messenger RNA. RefSeq lists its product as uncharacterized. The record is from RefSeq and is a predicted model, not a curated record. The transcript is spliced from 11 exons. Bases 560 to 2032 code for a protein of 490 amino acids. NCBI's taxonomy places the organism in Eukaryota, Metazoa, Arthropoda, Insecta, Hymenoptera, Diprionidae. Gene Ontology annotation, molecular function: protein binding.
UGUAUGCAAACUAAGGUAAAAAAAAAAACUGGAAUCGAUCGAGUGAUUCCACUCUCAGUUGUAUAUCGUUGUAACGUUUGUGGUGGAUUUCUAUGCAGAAUGAUUUUUUUCGUUGGUAAAUUUAAGCCAAGUUUAUUGAUUACACGUUUUUAAAUACAGUGAUACGGACUUUUUUUUGAACAGACAUAAUCCGCCCCUGUGCAAGUGGAAAAGUGAUUAUCUUAAUUCUAUUGCACUUUCAUCGGACUUCGAAUACUUUUCAUCGACUACUCAAUGUGACUAGCAACGGAACCGGCGACAAGAAGGUAGUUUAAGGUAAUCGAGACGUCUCUCACCGAUAUGGGGAAGCUUGGACAGCCUCUCGGAGGAUCCUGUGCCGGCUGAUAAACGCCGGCUGGUCCCAGGGGGCCCAAGACUUGAUCUCGAUGACAGUAUUCCACGGGUUUAGUGGACGCUUGCCAAUCAGUUCCUGCGGCUGGGCUUUCGGCUGACCUCUAGUGGCAGCGGACGUGGGGCUCCAAGGAGGCGCGGUCCAGUCCUGGCCCGCCACCCUGGAGGCAUGGUCCUUUGGGCCACCAUCCUAAUUCUGCAGGGAGCUGGCCUCGUCGGUUCGAUGCCCGGUAAUCCAGGAGUGCCCGAGAACAUAACGGUUAUGUUUGUCAACCCGACAUCAGUUCGCGUUUCAUGGAGCAUGAGGCAGGUGGAUUCGGUCGAUAAAUACGACGUAACUUACAAGCCGACCGAUGCCAGCCAAGACAGUUACAGGGUCGUGGCGAUUGUCGCUGGAAACAGCGAGGCAGUUACCCUGAGUGGCCUGCGUGCCGACACUCAGUACCAAUUGUUCGUCACGGCAGUACGAGCUGGAAUAAGGCUGAGGAGUCGUCCAAUCGUCUUCCGAACGCUAGAACCGCCGAAGACAUCGCCGCAGCAGGACGCGGCCGGAGCUGUGACCGGAGGUCCUGUGACACCGCCAGGACCGCCAUCGGCUCAUCAACCUCAGGCCUACAUUCAAAUCCGUGGGGUCGAGGUUGGAAUCGUUGUUUUGGUCCUGGUCGUCUGGGCCGGAGCGAUUGCACUGUUUUUUAACAGGUGGGGAAAGAUAAGGAUGCUCCUCCCCUACCAGCCUGAUUACAAGGAACAGCUCAAGGUCCCCGGUACCGGUGUUUGUGCCGCCGCCACCAACACCUGCAACCAGCACUCGACGCAACACGCCUGCUCUCAGCAUCUGCACUGGUCGAACCACCACGUCGAUUCCUUGGACAGCGCGGGUGGCCUCGGUUGGCCAAGGCCUACAAGACCACGUGUUAACAGCGCGAUAGACGUCGCCGGGUUUCUUUCCCAGGAAUUCGUGCGGCGACACGGUUCGACUUCGAGGCUUUGUCGGAAAGUUCGCAGUGCAGAUAAUUUGCCGUUGGCGGCUUCGAGCAACCGUCAACACGAUCAAAGGGGACUCCACAACCUCCGGGACGAUCUCGGCGAGGAUGAGCGACCCGACGACCGCGAGAUUUUCUUCAAGUCUUCUUCCAGGGGAAAUCAGGAUUCUCGAGAAUCGCGGGAACGCAGGACUCCUGCAGCGAGGGACGAGGAGGACGCCUCGGUGGCGCAGAUAAAUUUGGAAAAGGUACCCAAGGAAACGGAACCCUCGAGCCAGGAGGCUUCCUACCAGUUGCAUAGCUUGAGAGAGGCUGCAGGGACAACUCCAUCCCUUAUGGCUCGUCGAUUUGGGGGAUGGCGUGUCAGCGGAAGUCACGAGUACGUGCGAUGUCCGGUUCGUCAGCCUGCGUCAAUUGACGAGCGAUAUUAUCGUCGAUCCUGCGAGCCGGAUUUCGCGAGAUUGGGUCGUCACCACAACCAUCAGUCGCAUCAUCAUCAGCAGCUCCACAGCGAUCAUCAUUCCAAGAGCUGCGAUUACGCGCGACGCGCAACACCGGAAACGAGCGGCACCGAAACCCAGCAUUUCGGUCUACCGAUUUUGAGCAUCUCCGAGCCGAGUCCUCCCGACGAAAUGGACCGCGUUGACGAGUACUUGUAGAAUUUGCUUGCCGAGGAGUUCGUCGAGGAACUCCUCGUGUGACCGCGGAGCAAACCUCGCGUCACAUUCGUCAUCGUCAUCGUCGUCUUCGUCUUCGUCAAGCCGUGUGAGGAGGACUUGUGAUGAAAAAAUACUUUACAGUCGGUAACACGCACUUGUUACAUGCUCUGCGAUAUGAACGAUGAUGUUUAAACCCGGUAUAACGCGAAACUUGAAAACUGAGUUAAUCAUGUUUGUGACGUGACGUCGGACUUCGAUCAUCUUAUUCGAAUCGGGAAUUUGAAGAGAUAAGAAAAAAACACCGUGCUAUUUCGUUCCAGUCGUCAACGAUCGGUUCUCCGCAUUGUUAGUCGACGAUGAAAUUUAAAUACGCGUUGGCAGAAUCUGUAAUACCAGUGAAAUUUAAGCACAUAUCUACGUCUAAUUAUGAUAGUGAUAUCAGGGACCUCGGCGUUUCUAUAAUUUUAAUCAAGAUUAAACGAAGCUUGGCUGAUAAUUAUUAAAAUCCUAUACGCGUACGUAUAUGUAUGUACGUAACAGAAAAGGAUCCGGAGUCGUAACUGUACAGGUGAAAGAGCCCACGCACGCACAUAGAUUUACCCAUGUUACGAAUUAACGAACAUUAUUAACGGUAAUUGAAAACCAUCCGUUGACGUAACUCAAAUUAUACGAAGAAUAAAUGCGCGCGACGAAGGCUGUGGGAGUGAUUGUUUCAUCCUCGAUAAUUAAUUCGGAUAUAUAUUUUCGCCGUAUAUAGUUACCAAAUGCACGGCUGACGGCAAGUUUUCGUAUUUGGUAAACGGCAAUAUGGCGCCGAAAAGAUCGAUCAGCUGAUGAAUCGUUUUGGGUGAAUUACACGCUUGUGAGAACGCGGGAAACGUUGUGCAAGCCGCUUCGCUCUGCUUUCGUAACCUUAAGUUAAGAACAAUUGAAAAAUCGGACAAAAAACCAGUUUUAUAAUUAAAUAUGAGCGCGUAAUCCAUGAUUUUCUUUCAUUGUCAGCCGCGUUACGUCAUUCGGUGAAGUGCUGAAUUCAUUAAUUAGUUCUCUUCUCGUUAGGCUAAUGAGAAUCUGGAUUAUCCUCACAAAAAAAAAAUAAAUAAAAUAAAAAUUAACUAUUCAAAUUCUGAAGCUCUCGAGGUAUCGAUUUUUGUUUCUAUCUUUUUGUCCUUUUCCAUGUAUUAUGUAUAUUGAAUACAAGUACCCAAAGUAUUUACGAAUACGAGCUGAGUAUACAGUAAUAGUACCAAAGUCCUUCUAACGUAAAAGUUUCAGUUUUCGGUGGCUCUUGUAACUUUAUUUAAUUAAAAACCCUCAAGUGAGAGACUACGGAAUUUUUCGUAAAACAAAUAAAAAAGCUAUCAAAAGCAUCAAGGCUCUCACGUAGCAGCUACACCUUCACCGAAUACUUUUCUCAUUUUUGUUCAAUCUCUUGUUCGAAAAUCUCUGGACAAAGUAGAACAACAUUAGAAUCAAUACAGAUAAAAAUUAUUUCUUUGAAGACCUCUUUCUUUAUUUUACAUUUUUUCUUUUUUUCACGUUUUCCUCCCCGUUCCUUGUUUUCUCUCACUUUAUCUCCAAGGCCUGAAACAAUGCUUCGUCAUGCGGUUGCACAACGCGAUUUUCGUAACUAAUUAUCUAUUUAUACCACGACCAGCGUUCUAUAUCCAUAUAAGGUCAACCUGCAGCGAGUUUCCCAACUAAUUCGUUAAUGGCAUUAAUUUAUGUGUACUCCGAUACGUGUAUGCGUGCGUACGUAUCUAUAUCACGCAUAAACUAUAUGCCCUGACUGUACAGAUACGUUCACCGAUAUUAUUUCACGCGUCACAUGUGGGGUAUAUUUAUGUGCAAGAAUUGCGUACGUAUAAAUAAUACCUGUAUACCUAUAUAUAUAUAUAUCCAUAAACGUGAGCUUUCACCUGCAACAGAAAAUAUGCGGCUCGCAUCGAUUAGAGAUAUGUGUAGGUAUGUAUUUAUUUACGCACCUUGGCAAUGUGACCUUCAUGCAGGGUGUGUACGUGUAUUCCCUUGCGCGAUCAUUGAUCGAACGAACUCAUGUGUAUAUAUAUAUAUAAAUAUAUAUAUAUAUAUAUAUAUAUAUAUAUAUAUAUAUAUACACAUACAUAUGUGACGUAUAAAAUAGAAACGAGACUGAUGCGUGGGAUAUGCAUAGAGUUGGAUGUUUUAUGCAACACGUCACACUGUGGGUAGUUUUGGCAUUGCGGGAAAAUCGGAUGAAGUGCCGAAGAAUUCGGAUAAUUAUGGUGAUUUAUGAGGCGAAAAGUUUAAAAAAAGUAAAGAAAUGAGAGGAAAGGAAAAUUAUUAACGUUGAAAAAUAAUGAUACAUACCCUAUACCUGCUACGUGUAGCUUUAAAUACUAUGAGACCAAUUAAGUCAAACUGGAUCGAUUCCACUAUCAAUUCGAAAGAAAUGUCGUUCCUUGUUUUUUUUUCAAUUUGAAAAAUUCCGAGCUUCUUUCACGGAGUGAAAUUAAUGAAAAUCGAACCAAUUGCGUAUUUAUAAUACAUAUAUUUUAUAUCAACAUGUUAAGGUGAAACAUCUAUUAUGUAUAAUGAUCGCGUAAUGACGAGCGUAUUUUUUAUCUUCUAAGCCCUACACGCAUGCAUAAUUAUCUAUUUACACCUUAUACAUGUGUGUAUAUUUUCUAAGCAACAUGACCUGUACCGUACGUGUCUCGAUGUACAUUUGCCUAAUGCGAGACGUUACUGUAUUGUACAGUGUCCAUGUACCUGUGUGCUGAUUCGAAAACGAUAUCGUUUGGAAAAAUUGUUUAGCAUUUACAUCCCUCGUGUUAUUUCACAUAUGUGUGACUAAACAAUAAUUAUGUUUACCGGAAAUAAUCAAACAUUAUUCUUGAUCGUCAAUUUAUGAUCAUUCAUUUGAAUAUUAUAUAAAUUGUAAAUAUAUCACCAAUGCGUAAAGUUUCGAGACAUUGAACGAGAGAGAAAUUAAGGAGAGAGAUUGUACAGAAUUGAUCAAAGCGUGUAUCCAAUUUCAAAGUCAAUAUUCUGUCAUCAAUACAUAAUGUAAUAACGUCAACAUACAAGAAUAACAAUCGAUCGGUAGUGUCUUGAACAAUUUUCUACUAUUGAAAAUUGUAUUCUUGUGUAAAUUAUACUUAAAUUAAUAUACUUGUAUUAUAAUUUAUAUAUACAUAUAUAAUAACUGCGGAAAAGAAAAACUAUUUAUGAUCGAUUAUAAUAACAGUUUUAAGAAUUGACUGGUUGCUUGAUCGGCGAAACCCACGCUCACUAAAAAUAUGCCUGAUGCGAUUUUUUUUCUCAUUGCGAUAACUAGUUUAAGCGUUACAAGCUUCGCUAAUAAUAAUAAUGUGUAAAACAGUGCCAUAUUAUUAUAUUUCAUUGGCGAAUUAGAAUAGCUAAACAUUCGAUUUUUCCAACGUACACUUUUAUACCUAUACAACGUAUUUCAUGUAUCAUACAUUUAUCUUAAAUUAAUGUCGUCAAAGAAACGAAUAUAAGCUCCUAUAGUACCUGCACAACAAUUGACGUUAAAAAAAAAAAAAUCGAUAAAGUCCGCGAUUAUCGAUUAUUUUUUAUGGUGAAAGAGAGAAAAUUAAUUUAACCCAUCGCAAAGCAGAUGCGAUCUUCAAUUCGAUUCUACUUGGUUCAGUGCGCGAGGUCGUCACGGAUGCUUAAUUUAUCAUUCAUAAUUUAAUUUCUCUACACAUGUAAGAUUCACUCGAUAAAAUUCGUCGCAUAAAAGGUACACGUCGAAUAAACGCAAAUUGCUGACUUGGCCCGGUUAUCAUCCUGUACUUAUAUUAUAUACACACUAUCCGUAUACCUGUAAUGGAAUAUUGGAAGAGUUUGCGAUACUUAUACGUGCUUCAUGCGCUCGUCGUAAUUAGCUAACGUUUCGAGCGAUACUUGGCGGUUCGGUACAAUCAAUAACCGGUGCCCUAAAUCCUAGUACAAGCUCUCGUCACUGGCCAAUUAUUUACUAUUACAUCCUCGACGUCGCAACGACUUACCCAGACGUGAUUACCCCUUACGAGGAUUUAGGUCGAAGCACAAAACCGUACGUAACAUUCCUUUCCCCAGUUCGAGCAAGCUUUGCACGGACGUAUCAUUCGAGAAAUGUGAAUUUUCAUCAUUCAAGAGGUUGUAUUUCUGAAAAUGUUCCCUGUUCGCGUAAAAAUUUUCGACGCAAAACGUCUUGGGGGGCGGAUGAAUCGAUAACAAAAUGGCGAUAGGUAACCGUCAUGGCCGCCGUGGACACGCUUGCGAUUAAAUUUUGACGAUAAAAUCAUUUCCAGAGUUUACAAAUACCCGAACGCUAACUCAAGCCAAAGAAAACCAUGGCAAGAAUGGUUAAUAGGCGAUUUCAUCUUCGACGAUUGCCUGAAAACUGAGAAAUCGGCAUGCAAAGACUAAUCGUACGGGGUGUGCGUGAAGUGCGUGGUGAAGUUGAAAUUCUAUAUUCCUUCUAUUUUUAAGUUCGUGUAACGUGUCCGAUGCAUUGCGUUUCAACCGCGAGCUGGAUAGGGAUAAAAAUGUCACUGUUACGUGACAUCGCGUCUAUUUCUCAUUGCUGUUACACAGUUACACGCCUAUGACGUCCCUACGUCCACUAAUUAUAUCGAUCCCUUUGACAGUUUAUUUAUUAUUCAGUUGUACCCGCUCGAUAGAGAAUCCCUUCGUUGUAUGUACAAUGUACAUACAUGUGAAUGUAGUGUAUAUAUGUAAAUACAUAACACAUACACGCAAAUGUAUACAGGUAUAGUAUCUUGUGUAUUUAGGGCGAAAUGAAGGCGAUUUUGACGAGUGCGAAGUUAGCCGUCCGAGCGAAUUCAGGGCGGCCGAUCACACGAGUCAAAAUUGCUUUCCGCUUGUGAUGUAUACAUUUUUUAUCCCACUCUGUUUGAAAACACGGCUUUUCAAAGCAGUGAUAUGGUGACCGGUGCACACAAAGCUUCAUAAAAUACGAGAAAGGAGCGGAAACUUCAGCGGAUGGGAAAGCACAAUGAGCGGCGAAGCCACCCGACUGUUCAAAAAAUGAUUCUCUCAUUUGGUUUAACAAAGGUAUUUACCGCAAUUAACAAACAAAACACGAUUCUUUAUUUGAUACAAUAUGUAUAAUUGUAUUGUUUGAAAUGAUAAAAAAAAAAUUAUAUAUACAAAUACCAUUUAUCGUGAGAUUCUAUUAAAGUAUCGAGCUCUGACUAAAUACAAAAAAUAAAUAAAUCUUUUUACAUUGAUUGUGUUUCGUUGCUCGUCGUCAAUGACGUGAAAUUGGCUACAAACCGCCGUACCGUCAUUAUACCAAUCAAGUAACUCGGGUUUGUUAUUUAAAAGCCGUAUUUUCAAGGGGUGUCGGAUAAAAAAUUUAUAUACUCGCAAGCAUUUCAUUUGUGAUUCGGGUGAUUUUUGCUCUGCUCAGCUCGACGAGUCAUUGUUAGAAGAGGAUAAGGGCAGUAUUACAAGUACAUAGCUCAACAUAUUGCCGAUUGUACCAACGACGAGACGAAUUUUUUUUAUUUUUUUUCUUUCGCAGCUUUGCCGAUUCGCUUGUUAUUUGCCGGGCUGCUUGAAAUUUGCAAAUUUCAUCAAUUCCUUGGAUUCGACUUAUCGCAGAUUUUCACCUAGCAAUAUUCGACUAAGCUGGUGUAUUCUCAAUGCUGGCUUCUAUGUACGAUUAUUCUGAAAAGAAAUCUUCACCUGUUUUCUAUCUGUAUCAUAUAUACAUGUCCCCGUGCUGUGUAGUGAAUUACGCAAUUACAAUAUUCGCAUACACAGCUGAUAUGACCAAUACACUCUGUCCGAAAAAAAAAAAAUAAAAAUUAAUCAUCGUUGCCUUUCGAUAUCAUAAGUAUAUCCAAUCAAUUUUUUUAAUAACGAUGAAUUUUAUUCUUUUCCCAACAUAUCGGUGUAAAAUUUAUGACCAAAACUGCUAUUUUUCCGGCACAGUUAUAAGGGCAGUAUACUAUUAUAUAGUACCUAUUAGGUGUAACUUGUCGCAUUUGUCUCUACCUGUACAUAUUAUAUGUGUACGAUAUUAUACGUGAAUGAUUCUUAAUUUAAAUGUAUAAAAAAUAUGAAAAACUAUGUCCGUGAUCGGUAAUUGGAAGAUGCACAUCGUUGCGGAUUAUAAUUCGCGGGAAAAUCUAUAUGCGUUGUAACUCGUAUCUGGGAUAUCUGAUGUCACAAUGGGGUCCAAUGAUAUGUUGUUGAUUAAAAAUUCGAAGUGAAUAAAUGAAUAAAAAUUAAAGAAACAAACACAUAUGGUAUAUUAUAUUAUACAUUUACAUAUAUAUAUAUAUAUAUAUAUAAACAUAAAAUACGUGGUCAAUUCUUAUUAUUAUACGUAUAUAAUGGGUACAUGGUAUAAAAUUUUUAACUCUAACGAUAUGUUGUAACAUCGGUUUUUUUCCCGUAGAGCUUACGUCCUUGUAAGAUACAUUAUACACGUAAACGCGUAAAGACCGCUGCUUGGUUAAAUAUCGAUUGAAAUUACCCAUCAUAUCCUUGAUUUUAUUAAUAAAUAUAAUUAUUGUACAUACGCAUAUACAUAUAAUCAUGAGUUAUUAAAGUGAAUUAUUUCAUUCGCAUCUUAACGUUACUCAAACUUUCAUCCAACUUGACGAUAUGUUGAAAGGUGUUUUUCGUAUAAGAACUGAGUCAGUGUUAAAUAUAUAUCAAUGUUACACUGUAUAGAUUAAUCGCAAUCAUAAUUUACAUACGCAUCAAAAAUAAUUCAAGUUUUAUGUACUCGGUGCGAGAUCCUGGCGAAUAUCUUGGCAGACUCUUAAUACUAUAUAGCUAUAUUGAAAUAUGAAAAAGAAAAGCUUCGCAAAGGGUAGGAAGAAUAAAUGUUUACAAAAAUAACUGGUGCAGGUUCAUGGUUUCAUACGUUUAUUCGAAAUUACGUUCUUGUUUAUUAUCAUCAUUUCAUGUAAUAAUAGGUAUGUGACAAUACGUAUACAUGGUCAGAUAUUUUACUAUAGAAACAAAAAAAAAAAAAAUGUAUGUAUUAUAUACAAUUAUCCGCAAAUGUCUCUAAUCGUUAUCAUAGAAUAUUUGUACUCUUUUGUUGUUUCUUUCAUAUUUAAUUAGCUCGUUAUUGUUAUUUUAUAUGUUACCUACGUCGAAAAUUGGGGAUGACAAAAGAGAAAAAUUGACCAAAAAGUGUGACGAAUCUUAAAAAACAUAAUCAAAACGAUUCGCGAGUCAUUAUAUUCACGUAUUAUUGUAUAACAACAUAACUAAUUGUACAAAUGAUCGAAUUAUCCUUAAACUGGCGAUAACAUUCAUGCGAAUAUAUCGUCAAUAAAUCAAUAUGAAUAAUACAACAUAUGAAUGUACUGAUUCAAAUCUUUCCUAUGAAUGGCAAAAUCGUAUUGUACUAAUAUUUAACGCUGUGAAAUUUCUUCUGCUUUACUACGUAGUAUAUUUUAAAUAAACGUUUGAAAAAAAGAAAAGGGAGGAUUGCCAAUGUUGUAUAUUAUGCACGCGAGUAAUAAAUCAUAUUACGAUGAUAAUAAUAAUAUAGUUAUAUAUCACUAUUUAUUAGCA